This is a messenger RNA of Drosophila rhopaloa, 3775 nucleotides long. RefSeq names its product RNA polymerase II-associated protein 1. Bases 54 to 3704 code for a protein of 1216 amino acids. Lineage: Eukaryota; Metazoa; Arthropoda; Insecta; Diptera; Drosophilidae. The transcript is spliced from 13 exons. The record is from RefSeq and is a predicted model, not a curated record. Gene Ontology annotation, biological process: transcription by RNA polymerase II. Gene Ontology annotation, cellular component: nucleus.
UUGUGGUCGACUCGCAUUUGUUUUGAAAUAUUUAAUUUUGUUUUUCGGUCAAAAUGUUUAAAAAACUGAAGCCAGGCGAAAGCGAGGAGGAUGUCCUGCGAAUGGCAGCUGAGUUCAAUGCGGAGAAAGUAAAAAAUCCCGAGUUCCAACCUGCUGCGGCCUUUGUGCGAGUGGAUAAAGCUCCCAAGAAGUCUAUGUUUGCCCAGAAACGUGAGCAGGCGAAACUGGGACGCAUUACCUCGGUUCCAGAAAAAAAGCAGGACGAAUUUUCUCCCACAGUUAAAGAAAUCCAAAAGAUCCCAACAAGUGUCUUGAAAGAAAAUAAAACACAUGUUACCCAGGUUCUGCUUGAUGAAAUUCAGGAAAACAUUCUCGGCGAUGUGAAAGGAAGUAAAAUAGAUCCUAGUUCCCUAGGCAAUGUACUGGGAGAAAUUGUAGAAAGAACUGAAGGAUCUACAGGACCUGCCCUCCAUCCAAUAAGACAGGUCAACACCAGCAAACCCUUAAGCAUUUUUGCCAAACAACUUUUAGGAACAAGCUCACAGAAUCCUAAAAUAUCAAUGACCAAGUCUGAUUCAAAUGAAAAUGAUACAAGUUCUAUUGUAAGAGAUGCCAAACUGUGCAAAGAACUGCACCAAGAAAAUCUAAAUGUCCUUAGCCAAAUGAGCGAGCAGGACAUUUUGGCUGAGAAAAAAAAGUUGCUUGCUUCUUUAGAUCCCUCGCUGAUUGUAUUGCUUUCCAAGAAACGUCAAACCAGCAACAAACCUGUAGAAAAAAAAGUUGUUCCGAAGAUAAUUGAGGCACCUCCACAGCCACCAAAAAUCACACAGUCUUCAGAAGCUUCUAGUCCAGUGAUUUCCUCUCUGCCACAUUCAAAUCCAGCUCUAGAGCUUUUGCAACAGAGCAAUGCAGGCAGUUGGGUUAAUUUCAAUCUUGUGGAGGAACACAAGCUAGCGUGGAUGCGGGAUAUUCCAACCAAAUUAAGCGAAUUGAAGCCAGGACAGCAGUUCAAUGCACGUUUUGAUUGGAAGGGUGUGCUUUUGCCUCACACGCUUAAAAAUCAGGAUACUUCAAUACAACUGGAUGAACGAGAACUCUAUUUACAUGGGGAGGAGGCAGAUCGUCCGGGCUAUGCACUUCAAGAGCUGUUUCGCUUGGCAAGAUCCACUGUCUUACAGCAAAGAAUUUCUGCCUUUGGAGCGAUAGCGGGAAUAUUCAGCAUCUACAACCAGGGUUUUUACGAUCAGGUACUGUCUUUACCAAUAUCGAAAAUAUUUUUCCUACUACGCUUUGGUCUAGAUGACAAUGCCCCCGCUCAACUUGAGGUUGUGAGCCGAGCUCUAGCUAACCUAUUCUAUAAUGAAACGGACGAAGUGCUCCUCGAUCAUAUUCAGGAUAAUGCCUACUGUCAUUGGCAGCCAACGCUUCAGGUCUUGGGAAAUGGCAGCGAUGAUAAAGAAGGAAAUACAGAUACAAAUUCUAUAGCUUUUCUACAACGCUACAUGAAGCUACUAACCACAAGUCAAUCCGUGCGCGCGGAAGUAGAGGAAGAUGAGUCGGAGAGCCGUAUGUCCAUGGAUGACUUUCAACUGGCGGAGACAGAUCUCAUGGAAUGCCUGCUUCGAACCAAUAUAUUGCAAAGGAUUCGAUUUAUCUUGAACUCAGUGAAACCAGACAAUAGCACAGUGGAGUCCUGUCUAAAAUUGCUUAUAAGGAUAGCUCGCACAAGUAUCAAAGUGGCUCGACAGUUAGCUAAUGAAAGUCAUCUUAUAGAAAUACUUUUUACUCAUUUUCUACCCUCUUCGAAUGGAAAUAAUCAGUUUUAUGGUCAACCCCAAAUUCUUUUUCUGAAACUGAUUCGGGUAUUAAUUUGUCAACAUUUGGAUAUAGCCAAGAGCCUUUCUAAGGGAGUCCUAAUUGUUCGGCUGCAACAAUACUUGUUCUUUCAAGAUAAUAAUGUCCAGAUGGUGCGCGUUCAGAUCGAGGCACUGCGCAUCCUGCGCUGUCUGCUGCUCCUGGGAAUCGUGGAUCGUGAUAUUUUCAGGCAGUUCCAGUCCGCAUUUCGCCAGCUGCUGGACUGGCAUGGCAAUCAUUGUGCUUUCGAUGGGGUGGGCGGAUCGGGGCUGGUGCGCCAACACGCAUCCGCCCUGUUGGUCGCACUGGUGGCAAGUGGCGAGAGCGGAAUGUGCGACGUCGAGGGGCAGAAACUGCUGGUGGAACCGCUGAACAAUUGCUGCUGCAGCUGGCUGCAUUCAGCUACCCGUGUCGAAAAGAUCAAAGAUUUUAGCCAGAUGACACUAUUAAGUGCUGCAUUGUAUGCCGUCUCCUGGUUUUCUCGAAGUGGCUUUUUAGGAACUACCAGUUUUCAGCCCUUUCUGCGCAGCAUACUGCCUAAAUUUGUGCAGUCCAGUGGGUUUAUAGCAAUCGUUCAUGACCUGGCCAAGGGUUCCGUAAUGCUGCGACGCCCUGUUGAUCGGCGCCACGUGCAUGCGGCGUUGCCUAAUGUGGGCGCAGUGCUGAUGCACGACUACGGGCCGCAGCUUAUUGUCAGUGAGACGUAUCCGGUGCACCUGUUGAGUAACCUCUGGGCCCUGCUCACCGUUUCGCUGGAGAGCGGCGAGAAGCCAUUGUUCGCGGCACUUAUGCAACCACCGGUGCUGGAGCCACUGGCCGAGUAUCUGCGCCAGUUGAGCUCCCAGCUGAACCGCGUCCUGGCCACCAAUUUCUUUGCCCGCACCGAGCUGAGGUUCAUCCACCAGCUGCUCACCACGGACGGAAUGGAGACCUAUCUUGAGCGCCGGCAGUUGCUUCAGUUGGUCUACAACUACCUCUGCUGUCUGUCCACCGCCCAUGCCACCCAAAUCAAGAGUACCUUCGAGCGCUUUAUCUUCAAUGGAGAAUUCGUGAAACUCGACGAAGCAAGCUUAAAACUGCUGCAGCAAACAUGCCUGGAAAUUGUGUAUCCGCAUAUAAUAGCUGACAACUCGGAGCCUUCCCUAUCCUUGAGUUAUACCCAAGCACCCAUCCUGCCCGCCGACUGGCCUUUUUUCCAGUUGCGGCUUAUCCUUAGCAAUUACUUGCAAAAUGUGCAGCAGCGACCGGCGGCAAUAUUCUCAGAAAAUCAGGUGGUGCGCAUGACGUUGACAUUCGUGCGGCAACUGGAGCAAGAGGGCUUGGAGAUUGUAAGCCCGCUGGAGAAGCUAAUGUAUCUGAUGAUUAGCUUCAUGGGUCCCGACUCCCAGUUUCUUGCUCCGGAUUUGCAUGAGCUGCUUCGGGAUUGCCUUAUGGAUUUCUACAAGCAGAAUGCCGCGCAUGACUUUGACUUUGAAGCGGAGCUGGUAGAUAAGGCCAGGUUUGAGCCGCUUUACUAUCUAUUUGUGGAACACUUCGAGGCAGCUAGUUAUGGCGAUGAGCUGUUCAGUUCUUUAGUGCUGUUGCCAUUAGCACAAAAAUACGAUAACAAGUGGCGAAGGCGUCUUUGGUCCGAACAUGUGCAGGCAGUGCGUUUCAUAAACUGCGAUGAGAGUUUGCUAAUGGGCGGCUUGUCUGCCUAUUUGGAACCCGUGGAACAGGAGCCUUCGCUGGUGCAGCUUUACGGUGAUGCAUUGCAGCAGCAGCUAGUUCGCCCUGGCAGCAUUGCCCAUCGGAUAGCACAGCACCACUUCAACAACUCGACGGUAGUGCAUAAAGCCAAAUUGUUUUGAUUAUCUUAACGUUAAUUGCUGAUAGUUCAAAGAGUGUGAUGAAAGUACGAUAAAGCUAUUUAAUUUUGGAA